This is a messenger RNA of Penicillium brevicompactum, 669 nucleotides long. RefSeq names its product amino acid transporter. The record is from RefSeq and is a predicted model, not a curated record. The transcript is spliced from 2 exons. The coding region runs from base 1 to 669 and encodes 222 amino acids. Lineage: Eukaryota; Fungi; Ascomycota; Eurotiomycetes; Eurotiales; Aspergillaceae.
AUGCUGGGACGCCGGCGUUUUUUAACAUCAUUUCAGAAAUGCGUGAUCCCCAAUUAUACAACCGAGCCUUGGCCAUAUGUCAACUGCUUGUCACCGUUAUUUACAUUGUCGUUGGAACAGUUGUGUACUACUACUGCGGGUCUCAUGUUGCAUCCCAGCACUCGGUUCAGCUGGGCCUUUGGUGAAGAAAGUGAGCUACGGCUUCGCACUCCCGGGACUUUGUGUUUCCGCAAUUUUGCUACUACAUGUGAACGCAAGUUGCCCGCAAAACAUGUCUUCAUUCGCAUCCUACGGGGUACCAGGCAUUUGACAGGACAAACAACAGUUCACUGGGUAACAUGGCUCGGAUCAACAUUCACAAUAGUCACAGUUGCGCAUAUUGUUGCAAGCAGCAUCCCUGUGUUUAGUGAUUUAGUUUCACUUGUCGGUGCUCUUCUCGCAACUCCCCUGUGCUUUCAGCCCAUGGGAUGCAUGUGGCUAUAUGACAACUGGGGGCCCGGAAGGCAUCGAAGGUCUUUGAUCUGGUCUAUCAAGGUUGCUUGGUGUGUCUUCAUGAUUAUGGCUGGCUUUUUUCUUGACAAUAGGUGGCACCUACAGCUCGGUUGUGAGUAUAAAUGCAUCUUACAAGAAAACCGGGGGCUCAGCCGCCUGGUCUUGUGCCAACAAUGA